AUUGCACUGGGAUAUGCACUAGCCAGUCUACGAUACUCCUUGCAUAUCUGAAACACCUAUCAACAUGUUCAAGCUGGUGAUUCUCUUCGCCGUCCUGGCUUACGCCUCCGCUGGUGGUAUUACUCCGCUGUACAGCAGCUACGCUCUGGGACAUGGAUAUGCUCCAACAGUGAGCUAUGCACCAACAGUGUCCUACCAUGCUCCUCUUGCUACCAGUUAUGCCAACACCUACAAGGUGGGCUAUCCAUCUAUACAUAGUGCAGUAGUGCCUCUUGUCACCCCAUCAGUAACAAAAUUCCAGUAUGGCUACCCUAACUAUUCUGCCUACAAAGUUGGAUACAGUGGUGGUUAUGGUCAUGGCCUGGGGUAUGGUCUGAGUGGUUACGGAGGAUACGGUAGCUAUGGAGGAUAUGGUGGCUAUGGAGGAUAUGGCUAUGGUCAUGGCUACGGUCUCAGCCACGGUUACGGACUAGGAUAUGGACUUGGUCACGGAUACUACCAUUAAACCCUCCAGACUUUUUUUAACGUUAAAAAGUCUUGUAUUCCAAAGUACUUAAGGACGGAUGUAAAUAGCAGUAAGACAAAUUAUGCAGUGUUCAAAUUAUCUGACUCCUAUCUAUGAAUUGUAAACAAUAAAUUUGCAGUUUCUAUAAAAAAAAUGCAUGAAAAACUCGAAAUUCAA
Messenger RNA from Diachasmimorpha longicaudata, 682 nucleotides. RefSeq names its product prisilkin-39-like. The record is from RefSeq and is a predicted model, not a curated record. Lineage: Eukaryota; Metazoa; Arthropoda; Insecta; Hymenoptera; Braconidae. Bases 65 to 505 code for a protein of 146 amino acids. The transcript has 3 exons.